This is a messenger RNA of Mercenaria mercenaria, 3717 nucleotides long. RefSeq lists its product as uncharacterized. The transcript has 9 exons. The coding region runs from base 292 to 2334 and encodes 680 amino acids. The record is from RefSeq and is a predicted model, not a curated record. NCBI's taxonomy places the organism in Eukaryota, Metazoa, Mollusca, Bivalvia, Venerida, Veneridae.
AACAAUUUGUAUUCGAAACCUCUAUUUUUAGGGUGGAUUAAAGUUAACGCAUAUUUACUGCAUAUUAUAUAACUUCCACGCGGAUAUACAUCCUUUGGAUAAACUUGUUUGUGGUAGAAGAAGAAGUGAAUAGAAUAGGCGGAAAAAUGAAUUCAAGUAGAUUGGGUUGCUUUUGUUUAAAAAAUUACCACCGUGUCUCUGCGUAAAUUAGAACUUUAACUUCCGCGUUCGUGUAUUCUAAACUCCAAGUAUAAUUUGACAAGAUUUAUUAUAUAUUUUUAUUUUGAAUUUAUGGAUGAAAAGGUUUACGCGGUUCGGUUGACUGACCAGCAGGUUGCAGGGAUACAGUCACUGUUUAACCAGAAGGGAUGGAGUCUCGAACUGGAUACCAUAGAUAGGUACAAAGAAAAAGAAGAAAUAGCUGGAGAUUAUGUUGAAUUCAAGCCGAUUAAUGGACGGGCGAGUCCCAUAGAAGCUGAAACUAGCCCUGCCAUUCGGCGAAGAAUCAGAAGCGAACCUACGUCACAUGUAGCGGAUGACGAUGGGGAAAGACUGGAAGCCAUGAAGAAGAUAGGCGCCACAUAUAAACAAUCGUUUAAAGGUACCUUCAAAACAGGCUCUUUAAGAAAAGAUGUGGGCGUCCCAUUACCCGGUAUAGCAGAAUCGUCUCGAGCAGAGUUCUCUCCCCAGGGGCAGUGGCGAAUAUCAGCUGCACCAGGAAGUAUCUUAACAGAAGAAGCGGAAGUUGGAACAUCAGAUAUACGCUUUAACCAUUUUCUGGUAGCAGACGACAAAACGAUAAAAGUGCUAACACGGUUGAGUACAGAGCACGUGCAUACCGUGUCAUGUGUCCCCGUUCGCAUCGUACUUUUGAUAGACAGAAGCGGAAGUAUGCUGCAUAAAAUAGGCAAGGAUAGUCGCCAUACUAAAAUUACCAAGGUAAAGCAUUUUGCGAAGCAGCUUAUUGCAAGUCUUGAUGAUGGUGACGAAGCAGGUUUGGUAACUUUUGGCGAAGACGCGGAUGUUUUCUUCCCUCUUCAGAAGCUCACAGCUAAAUCCAGGCCGUUACUUCAGGAGCGGUUAGAUAAACUAGAUCGAGACAGUAUGUCACGCUUAACAAACAUUAGUGCUGGACUGAGGAUGGCACUGAAAGUCUUCUUUGAUGCAUCGAAAUGCGAGUCGGACUAUCUGGAGAGAAAGAAUUCCAUCUUAGUAUUUUCCGACGGUGAGAUUAACGCCGGUACGACGGAUACCAACUCGCUGUUACACGAAGUGAGACAGAGUAUUCGACAGAUGGUACCAAAACUGGACGAUUCUCAAAAUCAGUGGGUCACGAUUUCUGUCGUGACAACAGGAAGCAACAUUUCAGAGCAGGCUUACAUGCUGUCUAAGACAUGCAGCAGUGAUGCUUAUUACUACAUCAAAAAAGACGCCGUAGACCCGGAAGCUGAACUUUUCCUUCCGGUGCUACUCCGGAAGUCAGCCGUUGCUUGGAAUAUCUCGUAUGUUAUCGAAACUUUUCACGAUAUCAAAUUCGAUAGUGACAAGUGUUCGAAGGACAACCGCAUACGUUUGAGAAGAUCCAUUUCCGGUAGAGGUACGCAAAAUGAGAAAGCAUAUUUUAUGUAUGACUUUGCCGCGGGUCAUGCCCGACAGAUCGGUAUAGGUGCAACAUGGGGAGGUGAGACGUCUUUGCAACAUUUGCCGAAUGACGAGACGUUAUUCAAACUUAAGGUUGAAUAUACAAAUAUUAAAGGGGACCGACUGUGGCAGGAACAGCUGAUUACGAAAGAGGACGUCAUUGACGCUCUAUACAAUCGGCCUAACUCGGAGACAAACGCCGCGGCAUGCAAACACGAAGUACAAAUGGUUUCCAGUGACGUGUUGCGGUAUGCGGCUGAGCAUAUGAAAGUUGGAGAUAAAAGAAAAUCAAAAGCUGUUAUGCUUGACGGCCAAAGAAAUUUGCAGGCUUUGCUCAACGAAUUCGGAGAGAAAUCUCGCCAAGACUCUCAAAGUCAAAACAACGUACAAAUCCAGAUGUAUGCCAAAAGCGUUGUCGACAAUCUCGGCGCUUUGAUCAGCACCAUAGAGAAAUCCUCGGAAGGUGAAUCUUGGAACAAAAUGAAAGCUGUUUCCACGGCGAUUGUCCGGGAGACCCCGAAUGUGUCCGGCACUGUUGUGGACAGCGAGAUUUUAUGCCCUUUGCCUCAUAUUGACCACAUGGGAACAGACGCGAUGGCGGACCCAUUGCAACGUUUGAUGGCAAAGAACAAAAAACAAAAGCGGACGACAUUCGGACUGGACAAACUGUUGGAAGAUAUGGAGCUAACAUAACUAUCUCUUCACCGUUUGGUUGAUUGUCUCUACUCGACAUAACUAGCAUAGUUUUGCUUUUCUGACUGGAUACAUUUCACCUUCGCUCAUGGAUAUUCACUUUGUAAAAACUUAUUAAAAAGUCUUUGUCUAAAAUAAAAAUCAGAUUUUUUGCACUGACAUUUCUACUGAGUUACACUGGAUAGCACUAUCAUAACUUGGUACUGAAAAUACCAGUAUUCAUAAAUUAUGUUAUGUCUUUUUUUCUCUGAUUGACAAAACGGGUCUAAAGGCACGUGCAUUUUCGAAAUCCUACAGACACUGACUUGUACAGUCAGACCAACCAUCUAUGGUAAAAAUGUUAAAACUUGCCAAAAGGCUAACUUAAUUGUUCCACUUUCAACAAAUAUCUGUGAAAAUGCAAUAUCACAUUUCACGCCGAUGCAGGAAGUCAAUAGUGGCCAUAUUCGCAAUGCCGGAUGUAACUUCCAGAAUUUCAGAUAAUUAUUCAGUAGCGCAUGAAAACAAAGGACCACAUUUCUUGAAUAUGAAACAGUCUCGUUAUGAACUUUGUUGGUCCAUAGAAAUUUCCUUGAAAUCUCAUCACAAAAUACAUGUAUCUAAUCAAAUCUGCAUUCAUUAAUUUCGCAUUCAUGGAAUAAGGGGCCGGUAAUUAAGAGACGUUAGUUUCGAAUUCCAAGUUAGUUUCGAAUUCCAAUUAGGACAGAUCAAGGCUUUAAGGACAGAUAAAUCUCUCUUGUACACGGCAGCCCCUUAUUGCCCGAUAAUGAUACAAAACUCCCAUUCCUUUAAAUCUAGGGGAUUAAAUCCAAUAACCCUUUGAAUUUCAAUGAGUCUAAUUACGAAGGCAUUUCUAGAAUUACCCGGGAAUUCCAACGUGUUAUCAUAAUGGCAGAUUGAAACGAAAGCUUUAAGGAAACAGCAAUUUCUCUUCAUUACGAAAAGGCAGUAAUUUAUUCAUUUUACUCAUACUUUAGCAUUGCUUUAAAAAUUGUUUUCUUGUAGAAAAUAAUUAACAGUGCGUGUUUAUUAAAUAUGCCGAAUAAGUUUGUUAGUCCGACCACUAUUACUGUUUGAUCCGGAAUAAUAUUUUUAUGAAUUUGUCUACAUGAAUUUGGGUUGUGGGUUAAAUAACAUGAUUUGUUGAUCUGUAUUUUACCUUACUUUACCUCAAACGAGUAGUAGAUACCAGAAUUACACUUAUACAUACACAUAUAUAUUGGAUUUGCUAACUAGAAAAAAUAAUUUUGCAUUUUGUCAUGUUAGUUUUGUUAAAACUUUGUUGAUCAUUUACUUAGUAUGAGUCUCAAACAUGUUGUUAAUAUAUGACCUCAUUGAUUCAUGUAUACAUGAAAUGUGUGAAAUAAAGGAUUUUGACUUUGA